UCUCCACUCCGGCCGCUGGCGUUCUCACACUGCUUGCACGUACUGUGUUCGUUCGCAUUGCAUGCCAGCUCACAGGUGACGAGUCGCUCGGUAGUGAGUCCGCGAGCGCCUUUGACGCUGUUCAGAGUGAGUUCAUUCUGGAAGCGAGUGUUGAAGCACGCUGAAGAGCGGACAGUUCGUCGUCGUUCGCGUGUCGCUACGUGUGAAAGGUCUGUUCGUUGACGGUUCGUAGAUCGUCAGCGGUGCAAGUCGCUGGGUGUGCGCGUGCGAUUCCACGAACACGCAGAUAACGGCAGAAGCAGAGGAGGAGGAAGAGGUAGGAGAGGGAGAGAAGAAAAGAAGAGGAGGGGUGGCGGAAGAAGAAGAAGAAGAAGAAGAAGAAGACGAAGAGAAAGUAAAAGUAGAAACGUGAAGAGUCGCACCGACGGGUCAGAGUUGCAGAAAGUUGCAGUGCGUCGCGGGAAUUGCUGAGAGUUGCAGAGAGUUGCCGCGGUUAGGAACGCUUCACCAAACUCCCCUCAACUUACCCCGUCGUGACUACCUGUCUGUCUGUCUGUCCGUCUGUCCGUCUAUCUGUCUGUCUGCCUGUCCGUCUAUCUAUCUGUCUGUCUAUAUGUCUGUCUGCCGAUCUGUCUGUCUGUCUGACUGCCAGUUGGUGUUCCGCUUUGCUCACUGUGUGCGCUGUUACCGUAUGCCCGACGGAUUGCUGCCGAUGGUAUUGUGUUAAACAUCGGAUCAACGCUAUUGUUUGAAGGGUUUUUUCGCGCUCUCGCUCUUCGAUAAACGAUCCGCCAGCGAAGCGUAGUCGAACGGACGCGACUUCCGAGUUGGCGCGGACACAAUCGCUUGACGGAUGAGCUACGCUCUACAAACUGCCAGCGUCAAUGUCGUCGGAGAAGUGAAAUGAUCGCGGCCGAACGACAAUAGCCCGUGCCUUGUCGUGCCGUGCUGUGUGUGCGUGCGCCAGAGGCGCUUAAUUUUUUUGGUGCUCGCGACAAUACGUUUCGCGCUAUACCGUCGUGUUGCGCAGUUGUGUGGUAGGCUAUACCUUACGGUUUUGUGAGCUUGUAUGUGAGCUCGAUAUACGUGCUAUACGGGGUACGCGUGCCUUGUGUGGGCGGUGAGAUAGCCACGUGUCGGCGAUCAGUGUGAACUAUAGUGACGGUGACGAAGCAAACCUGAGAUCGCUAGCGAUCAAACUUUCCCGUUUGCGUCCGGUGACGCAGCGAGAAGGGGAAAAACAGAGAGAUCGAGGAGACACACACACAGAUAGAGAUAAUUAUAAUUUGGAAGGAGGACAUCUCGGACGGGCGCAGAGAAAUUCCAGCACGGGCCGUGGUAGAAUUGUGAUUGCGUUUGGACCAUCUACGCGUAUUACAAUCCUUGGAAUCACUUGAGAUCGCAGCCUCCAGCUGCACUGCAACAUCCACUGCCCCAGCAUCAGGAUGAUGCUGUGUACCUGCAUGUACCACGUGCAUGGCUAUCAUCCGGCCAUGCAUUUCCGAACCGCGCCGGGUUCAGUCAGUCAGGAUCACCAGAGGUAUGGCGGCGACAGGCCUCGCCUCAACCACCAUCUAUCUUUCCUGAAGUCACAUAAACCACGACCGGAGUCAGCGAAGACGACGAGGCACCACUCCGACGUAACGUCACUGCCAAAGAUAGCGAGUGACGUAGGACCGCUGAGGCACGCGGAGAGCACGAGCGUGCUGCCGAGUCACGUGCGCGGCCGCAGCAGCGCCAUCACCGACGAGAACUGGAACAACAGCAUGGUGAACUCUCACCUCUCCCCUCGGCCUCGCAGCAGCGUCCGCAGCCCACGACCUAUGACCCCAACAGAGGCGUUGAAGAGGUACGGGCACCGGUUAACGCCAUACGAGCAAGGUGAAAUACUAGACUACCCCGAGAUAUGGUACCUAGGCCUUGACUCGAAAAAGAUACAAGGCACAAGCAAUAAUGCAAACCACGGCUUUGACGACGAAAACGGCUCUUACAUUAAGGUGCUUAAUGAUCACGUAGCAUACAGGUAUGAGAUCCUGGAAGUGAUAGGCAAGGGCUCGUUUGGACAGGUGGUGCGAGCGUUCGACCACAUGACUGGUGAGGAAGUGGCCAUCAAAAUGAUACGCAACAAGAAAAGAUUUCACCACCAGGCGGCCGUGGAAGUGAAGAUACUGGAUCUCCUGAGAAGGAAAGACAAGGAGAAUAUCUACAACAUUAUCCACAUGAGUGAUCAUUUAGUAUUCAGAAAUCAUCUAUGUAUCACAUUUGAACUCAUGGGGAGCAACUUGUAUGAGGUGAUCAAGAAGAACAAUUUCCAGGGCUUUAGCCUGGCUUCUAUACGCAGGAUAGCUUUUUCCCUGCUCCAGUGCCUGCGUCUACUCUACCGUGAACGUAUUAUCCACUGUGAUCUCAAACCUGAAAACAUUCUACUCAAGUCGAAGAGUUCAACGUCUAUCAAAGUCAUCGAUUUUGGUUCCAGCUGCUAUGACCAUCUCAGAGUGUACACGUACAUACAGAGUAGGUUCUACCGAUCGCCCGAAGUCAUACUAGGACUGCCCUACAGCAUGGCCAUCGACAUGUGGUCACUUGGCUGCAUACUCGCUGAGAUGUACACGGGUUACCCGCUCUUUCCUGGAGAGAAUGAGCUUGAGCAGCUAGCGUGCAUCAUGGAGAUCUUUGGCCUUCCUCCCGGCAGCCUCCUACAGCAAGCAACACGUAGGAGAUUUUUCUUUGACUCCAAGGGAAACCCACGUUGUAUAACGAAUAGCAAGGGAAAACGACGGAGACCAAACACACGGGACCUUGCAUCUGUGCUGCGAGUUAAUGACCCGCACUUUGUUGACUUCAUUCGUCGCUGCCUAGAGUGGGAGCCGGGUGCACGCUUGACACCUGAGGAGGCCAUCCGUCACCCGUUCAUCACGCAGGAGUCGAGCAGCCGACACGGUACGCCGCAGACGACGCCGACGCAGAACAGGCAUCAUCGCAGCAGCACCGUCAGCACGGCGUCGUCGUCCGACAACUCACACAACUCCGAAAACUCGCGAAGUAGGGACGACAUCUCGAUGCGACUGCGAUCAAAGACGCGGGAUAGAGAGAGAUUGCAACCGAUAGGCGCACCGGACCCUAACUACAUCAUCGACGAGUCGUCUCGGGUGCAUCGCAUGAGCAUGUCUUCCACGAGCAUAACAAGCCGAGGCGAACCGCUCGAGGGCGAGAAAUUCUUGCCUCCGAUACUAUAGAGCAGCAGUCCGAAAGAGUCACCAGGUGCCUCCACCGCUCAAAGCAUGCAUGCCAACAGUUCGAUGUCAGCGAACAGGUGGAAACCUAGUGACCCUACACCUUCGCGCACGUGUGUGAAGGGGAGACAUGGACCCCGCUUGGACAUCUCUACAGGCACAGAUGCACGGCGAGCUGCCCCCGUUUGUGUUCGGCCAGCUUAUUUCUCUCAGGUGCCAUGAGUUGCGAAGUUGGUACAUAUUGAACAUGGUGUUCAUAUCCGUGCGCUGCUGGAACAGCGAUGUCACUCGUUGUAAUAACCCUCUACGCCAGUCCCUUGAUCAGUAAUCGCGGUGCUUGAACGGCUGGAAGGUCUUCCGAAACCAGUAGCGAACGCUGUCAGAUGGUACAACAUCAGCAUGAGGUUUUUUUUACAUAAAGUGGUCAGGGACAAGGGAAGUAAUGACUAAACUACGUGCGACGAGUUUGUUGGUACUACUACUAGUCGGACCGGUUGCUCAGCAAUCGAUGUAAAACUGCUGCCUACUCACACUUGUGUUCAUGUUUUCUUUUUGUAAUUAUAUAUAUAUAUAUAUAUAUAUAUAUAUAUAUAUAUAUGUAUGUAUAUUCAUAUAUUACCAAGGAAUAUGCAUACAUACUCUAAGUACACGUGGGGAGUGGUGGACCCAUAUCUGCACUGCCCGUGAGAAUGGGUCACAUCGGCUUUGCUGAUAAUGCCCCAAGCUUUGCAUUUGUCGCGUUGCAUUUUGGUUGGUGGUGCUUGUAUCUUGCCACAGAUCGUGACCAAAGUCUGUAGUUUAGUGAGACAAUGACGCAACUGUGGGUUGGGCUAGUUUGUACUAGCGUUUUCUAUGGGCUUAUAUAGUUUAUUUAUAUAUGAACUCCAUAAAAUGUUAUGCCAUUAGUCCUAUAAUUUUAUCCAUGCAUACGGAUGAAUUCUAUGCUGUUGAUUGCAUGACAAAAUUAUGCUGUUCUUGUUUCAAUACAGUUGGAGGCAUAUGCUAGUAUAACUAUAAUAGUUUAUCAAUGAAGACGUGGUGUUAUGUCGCAUUAUUUUUAGGAAGUGAUAUGCAUGACGCAAACGGGCCAGAGAAUGAAGUUUCUACAGUUAUGAUAUUUCUUACUUUUGGAUGACCUGUUUCAUUGCUCAGUUGUGAUAACAACAUUGCAAAUUUGAAUUAUGUUUGUUUAUCACCUAAUCUGAUGUAGAGGUUUCAAAUGACAGGGUUCCAUAUAUGUUGAUAUAUAAUUAUAUAUGUGCGUGUGUAUAUAGGUGUGCAUGUGUAUCAGUAUGUACACUAGUACAAUGACACAGUAUAUAGAGAACUCAUUGGCAAUGUUCUAUUGUACGCAACGUCUGCGAACAGGAGAAAUGUAAAUUUCAAGGUUCCAAUAUAACGGAACGUUGCGUAAAGGAUUACCUAUAAUCGCGGUAACUUGUUGCGACAGUUAGUUUGAUUGUGUUUUAUUCGUGACAACGGUUUUCAUCCGUUAUCUGUAAAAUAUCAACGUUAUAUAGAAAAACGAAUCUCUUUGUGAAAGAGUCUCGCAUGACUUUAUUAUAUUAACCAUAUGCACAGGUUGUACAUAUUUUACUGCCAUGGAAUAUGACACUUUGCAUGUAAAUAUUUUAUCUUGUGGCUUUUUAGACGUUGUGCCAUGUGUUAUGCCGUUCAUAUGCUAUUAUCUUAUAUUCACUGUUGGUACUCGGUUUUGCUUCAACUUGCCUCCAGACAUAACACACCCACAUGACAAAAAACCUUAGUGAAUUCGCUUUUAUAGUCAAAGCUUUAUGAUUUUAGAGACAGCCAAUGAAUCUGGUGUAGUAGGCCAUGUAUUUUAACCAUCACUCACUGGUUCACUUUAUAUUCGUUCCCAUGCUUUUUACGUGCAUUUGUCAGUGAUUUGUGUAGCAUUUAACUGCGAAUAUUAAAAUAAAUUUUUCAGUCAUAAACGAAAAA
Molecule: messenger RNA, 5195 nt
Organism: Priapulus caudatus
Lineage: Eukaryota; Metazoa; Priapulida; Priapulimorpha; Priapulimorphida; Priapulidae
Product: dual specificity tyrosine-phosphorylation-regulated kinase 4-like
Exons: 13
Coding region: 1446-3236 (596 amino acids)
Biological process (GO): peptidyl-threonine phosphorylation; peptidyl-serine phosphorylation
Cellular component (GO): nucleus
Molecular function (GO): protein serine/threonine/tyrosine kinase activity; protein serine/threonine kinase activity; ATP binding
Source: RefSeq, a predicted model, not a curated record